ACAAGUAUUAUAUAUAUAUAUAUACUUGUGCUCACCACACAUCCCACCACCAUAUCUCCUUGUGCGACUAUACUACUUCAUCUCUUUCUCUUUCUUUCUUUUUCUCUCUGCACAAUCUCUCUCUGCCUCUUCUUCUGCAGAAGCAAUCAAUAGAACAGGGACAACCUGGGAAUCACACGAUCAAUGGAGGGCUCAUCGUUGAGAAUGUUUUUGGGUGGUGUUGCUGCUCUGCUGAUGUGCACGGUGUGCAUGGCCACGGACCACACUGUGGGCGGGAGCACAGGUUGGCAGGUACCCGACGACUCCUCCUUCUAUGAAAAAUGGGCAACUGAGAACACCUUCUCAGUCGGUGAUAAGCUGAUCUUCGACUUCCGGACAGGAUCGCACAACGUGAUCCAAGUAGAGAAGGCAGGGUAUGAAUCAUGCUCUUCAACCGCCCCUAUUCGCAGUUUCACUGAAGGGCCGGCCACCGUGACUCUCGAAGCCGGGAUACACUACUUCCUCUGCGGUGUAGGCACCCAUUGCAACAGCGGUCAGAAGGUGACCAUCUCCGUAAGUGCAGGCACCCCGAGCCCCACAUCUCCUACACCAAACUCCUCACCUCCUCCUCCACCAAGCAACUCGGCCUCACCCCUUACCUUUGCAGGAACAGCAACCAUCCUUUUGGCCACACUCGUCUCUUCUUACCUCUAUGUGUGAGAACAUUGAAACACAAAUGAUGGCAUCCCAAUAAAUUAUUGUUGUUGAGACUCGAUAUUCUUGUAUUUUUCUUUUCAUAUAUUCAUAAAUUGAGGAUCAUGAGUUUCGAGGUAUUCAUUUUAAUUAGCGUGAUAGGUGUAUUGGACUUGUAUCAGUAUUUUAAUUUGUCAAUGAACAGAAGUUUCUAGUA
Amborella trichopoda is the source of this 889-nucleotide messenger RNA. Its product is annotated as mavicyanin. Gene Ontology annotation, molecular function: electron transfer activity. NCBI's taxonomy places the organism in Eukaryota, Viridiplantae, Streptophyta, Magnoliopsida, Amborellales, Amborellaceae. The record is from RefSeq and is a predicted model, not a curated record. Gene Ontology annotation, cellular component: plasma membrane.